Hyla sarda is the source of this 2462-nucleotide messenger RNA. It is a transcript of the gene CAPN10, whose product is annotated as calpain 10. The record is from RefSeq and is a predicted model, not a curated record. Bases 255 to 2186 code for a protein of 643 amino acids. The transcript has 13 exons. Gene Ontology annotation, molecular function: calcium-dependent cysteine-type endopeptidase activity. Gene Ontology annotation, biological process: proteolysis. Lineage: Eukaryota; Metazoa; Chordata; Amphibia; Anura; Hylidae. Gene Ontology annotation, cellular component: cytoplasm.
CCGCUGACAGACGACAAUGCAGCCAAUGGCUUCUCGUCAGAUUCGGUGAAACAUGUUGAGAAGCUCCCGCCUUGUGAACUACAACCUAUCCGCCGCUGCAUGACGCUGUGAGGGUGGGUCGCUGAGCGGGCGGGGUGUGCCGUCUGCUAUCAGUCAGGGAUGCAGCUGGCUGUGCCGCUCGGUAACGGGGAGAAGUGAGUGCCGCAUGUGUGUACGGUCAGUGAGCUCCGUGUCAUGUUGUGUCAGCAGGUAACAUGCCUCCCCCCGUGGCCGGGCUUUAUGUGGACCCGGAGUUUCCUGCUUGUGUAUCCUCUCUGGUGGGCCGCGGUAACACCCCGCUGUCUCCAUUAAGUGACCGCAUUACAUGGCUGAGACCUCAGGAGAUUUCUCCAUCCCCACAUCUCUUCCCAGAGAACAGCAGAGAUGCUCUGGGGAAGCAAGGCAUUCUGGGAGAUUGCUGGUUCAUUUGUGCCUGUUCUGCUCUGCUGAAGUCUCAACCCCUUCUGCAUCAGGUUUUUCCUGCUGAUCAGCAUACCUGGGAACAUCAAGGGUACACUGGACGCUUUACGUGUCGGUUUUGGAGAUUUGGUCGCUGGGUGGAGGUGACAAUUGAUGAUCGAUUGCCAUGCCUUGGACACAAACUCUGCUUCUCCCAUUGCCAGGAUCAAGAAGCUUUUUGGCUUCCACUCUUAGAAAAGGCUUAUGCCAAGUUACAUGGCUGCUAUGAAGCUCUUUGGGCUGGCCAAGUUGCCGAUGCUUUGGUAGAUUUAACUGGGGGUAUGGUAGAAAGAUGGUCCUUUGAAUUUGCCGAAGAAAGUUUCAGAGAGCAAAUGUUGAGUAAGAUGCUGGAUUUGAAGGAGAGAUGUGCAAUGAGCUGCUCUGUGCUCCGUAGCAUAGAAGGGUCUGGUGAUCCUGGCCAAUUUCAUGCCUUCACAAUUACAGAUAUACAACAUGGAAAAAUGAAGAGUGGACAGUCAUUGCUUUUGUUUCGUGUACACAAUCCCUGGGGCAGAAACUGUUGGGAGGGAUCGUGGCAGAAAAGUGGUACUAAGUGGGCUUUGAUGGACCAUACAGAGAGUUCUCGAUUUUUAUCUCAAAUUCAAGAUGGCGAAUUCUGGGUGGAAAAAGAAGAAUUUUUUCAAGAAUUUAAUGAGGUUACAUUGUCAUUUCCGGUCAUUGAGAAAGAUCAUAUUCAAAGUAUCUGGACUGGUUCUUUGCUUUCUCACACACAACAGAUUUAUGGUUCUUGGGUUAUAGGCCAAAAUGCAGGUGGAUCACGUAACAACACCAGCUUUUCAGAUAACCCAAAGUUCUGGUUACGUGUAAGGGAGCCAAGCGAGAUGUAUGUAACCCUAAUGCAAAGGCCAAAGGUUGGAUUAGGAGCCCCCGACAAUAUACACAACAGCAGAAAGUUGCAACAUGAGAUCUCAAAUAAUGUGACCCCAAUUGCUGUGGGACUGCACAUCUGGAAGGUGGAAAAGCGUCGCUUGAACAUUCAGAAGAUCAUUCAAACACCACCUGUGGCUGGGACCUCCUCGCACAGUUAUGAUAGACAACUGCAUCUGCGGUGCGAGUUAUUGCCAGGAUAUCAUCUGAUUAUCCCCAGCACCUUUCUCAGGGACACAGAAGGGGACUUCUUGCUGCGUGUGCUCACCAAUGGACCCAUCUCACUCAGUGAAAUAACCUCCAAUAAGCCUGUGGAGAGGGCAAGUGAGGAUGUGAUUCCUGGCAUAUGGGAAACACUGGAGCUUAAAGGGCAGUGGAAGAAGAACAACAGUGCAGGAGGCAGCAGGAACUUUCCAUCUUACCACCUUAACCCAGCCAUUCCUUUUUGUGUGCCCACUAAUUCACAGCUGGUAAAGGUGACACUUCGCCAGCACAAUCAGCAGACUCUGUGCCAUGCCAUUGGUUUUCAUGUUUACUUGGCACCAGCUGAUGGCAGCCUCUGUCUAUUAUCACAAGAACCAUGUGCCAGUUGUAUUCCACAUAGUUAUUCCUUGGAAGUGUCAAAAACCUGUAUUCUCGCCUCUGGACAAUAUAUUGUUGUGCCUUCCACUUACCUUCCUGACCAGGAGUGCAAAUUCUCAAUUUUCAUCUCUACCAAGACUGAGAGGAAACCUAUAAAAAGCGAAGAGACCCUGGGGAAGAUCUUAAAAGAGGUUUCAGUUAUAUCACUCAUGAAGUAGAAAAGGCCAUUUUAGGAUGUUUUACGCUCUUUCUUAAUAAGAUGACCAAAAAAAAUUUGUACUUACGUUUUACAGACUUUUCUGGAAACCUUUUGUAAACUGACAAACAGGGUAUUAAACUAAUCACAUAGCAUGUUUGUCACUGAAGUAGAACUUGAGACUGCCAACUAUAAUCUAAAACCUAAGCUGCUAUUGAAAAUGAUUGAAAAUGAAUUUUGCUUGUCCCUGUGUUUUUAUAUUUUGAAUGUAGUAAAUGUGUACUGUGAUCAUACAGUA